GAGGUUCGCCGCUCGUGCCGCACGUGUCAUUCCAGCAGGAUGUCGGCCACCACCACACAGCGCCUGGUGCCUAUCCGGCCGUCGCCACACAAGGGCGUCACUGUCCCAAAGGCCAUGACAGUGAUUACUACCACAGGCUCUCCGGCCACGUUAACGCCGCCCAAGACUGGAGUUAAAAGAAAACUUUCGGACCCAAGUCCUGACCCUAUCAAGUGCAAGCGACGCAUCAACUUCGGCGUCGGGUAUGUGGUGUCGCCAGCGCCCGUGGCAGUGGCACGUCGCAACGCUCGUGAGAGGAACCGCGUGAAGCAAGUCAACAAUGGAUUUGCCACACUCCGUCAACACAUCCCUGGUGCUGCUAAGGCCAAGAAGAUCAGCAAAGUGGAAACUCUGAAACAAGCAGUGGACUACAUUCGAUCCCUUCAGGAACUGCUGGAUGAUCAUGACUCCCUCAUGCACCACACCAACUCCUUAGUAAUGACCUCCCAACCCUCCCCGGCGGUUUCCAGGGCGCCCUCACACCCUUACACAAACGCCGUGGCACCAACCUCAGUCCUUACACAAACACAGUACCGUGUCCUCCCAUACCCUAGUUACUACUACAGCGAAAAUGUGUCCCCCGUGGCCGCGUCAGUGUACCCUAUGAGCGUAUCUUCAGUGUCUCCGACGUGCAGCGACGCCGCGGCCUCACCAACGUCCUCCUAUGAUUCCGCGUUCUCAGCUCCGGAGGCGGCGGCGACGGUGAACAGCAUUACUAGUGUGUUCUCCACCGUGACCACCACCUCGCUCCCCGAUACAAUCGACUCCCUCGACACCUACGACCCAUCCAACACAGCAGAGGACGAGGAGCUGCUCGACGCCAUCGCCCUGUGGCAGCAGUGUCAGUAGCUGAUAAUAAAAAUGGGGAAAUCUAGUCAUGCUUUUCUAUGAUCGUGUACCACUACUACUACUGGUGAGCUCUUCCAGUCCAGCUGCAGCAUCUCAGAGUAUCUGUGAGGGCCAACGCCUUUACGCCUUCUGUUCUCCUUCUGGGGCCUCACAUCUCAGUACCUCCUUCAAGAUCCUGAAGUAGCCUCUAUGGCUUCAGGAAAUCGACAGAUCUCCCGCUACGAUAGUCUCCGGCCGCUGCUGCUGGAGAACCUCGCUCGUAAACUGCCUUCACCAGCACCCCUUCCUCGGGAGGUUCCUGCGGUGUCUACACGAUGUCCCGGCGUUCGCUUUCCUCUUGAGACAGUCGCAGAUUCUAUGAUGUCAUAAUGAUAUCUUGCUGGGAGUCAUUGUCAUGGAUUAUGUUCAUGCAGCGUCCCAAGAUGUCCCGGUGUGUAGAGGAAGUUCCAGGAUGUCCCUAACGCCUCGAAUGAUGUCCACAAAGUCCCGUGACGUCGAGAUGGUCUCCCUGAUACCAACACAGUCCAGCCAUCUCGCGAGAGAAGGAAGGGGGCUGCCCACUUUAUAAUGCUAAUAAUAACCGAUACUGGCAGCCCUCCAUAGCCAACCAACGCCAAGAGGACAAAGACAUCCAGGAUGGAGAGAGAGAGAGAGAGAGAGAGAAAGAGAGAGAGAGAGAGAGAGAGAGAGAGAGAGAAAGAAGAAUAAGCCAAGGAGAAAGAAAUAACCAGGCGGGGUGAAGAGCAAAAGGGAAGAAAAUAAAAAAAAGUACAAACAAGAGAACAAACAGCGUGAACAAACAGCGCCCCCGAGAGAACAAAAGAGGGAACAA
This is a messenger RNA of Homarus americanus (American lobster), 1720 nucleotides long. Its product is annotated as achaete-scute homolog 1-like. The coding region runs from base 40 to 888 and encodes 282 amino acids. Gene Ontology annotation, molecular function: protein dimerization activity; DNA-binding transcription factor activity, RNA polymerase II-specific; RNA polymerase II transcription regulatory region sequence-specific DNA binding. NCBI's taxonomy places the organism in Eukaryota, Metazoa, Arthropoda, Malacostraca, Decapoda, Nephropidae. Gene Ontology annotation, biological process: regulation of transcription by RNA polymerase II; developmental process. The record is from RefSeq and is a predicted model, not a curated record. The transcript has 3 exons.